Glossina fuscipes is the source of this 1528-nucleotide messenger RNA. RefSeq names its product replication factor C subunit 2 (gene RfC4). The transcript has a single exon. Gene Ontology annotation, cellular component: nucleus; DNA replication factor C complex. NCBI's taxonomy places the organism in Eukaryota, Metazoa, Arthropoda, Insecta, Diptera, Glossinidae. The record is from RefSeq and is a predicted model, not a curated record. The coding region runs from base 189 to 1190 and encodes 333 amino acids. Gene Ontology annotation, biological process: DNA-templated DNA replication; DNA repair. Gene Ontology annotation, molecular function: DNA binding; ATP binding; DNA clamp loader activity.
UGUUCGUUGAAACAAGCGUUGCCAUAUUUUGAUGCUCCUGUAACAGUAAAUAUAGAAAAAAAGAAAUCGCAACAAGUGGUAGCGUGUACUUAUAAAUUUUGAAGAUCUUGGUUUGUAAAAAUCCCUAACAUUUGUGUUGUUUUGUGAAUUUCUUUUCAAACCGUUAAAGUAACAAGACUUUUGAUAAAAUGGCAGAAAAUGGGGAAGAAAGAGCGGCGGCUGAAGAAGUACGUCGUCAUAAUUUGCCGUGGAUUGAAAAGUAUCGGCCAACGAAAUUUGAUGAAAUUGUCGGAAAUGAGGAGACUGUUUGUAGAUUAUCAGUAUUCGCAACACAAGGCAAUGCUCCUAAUAUAAUUAUAGCUGGGCCGCCCGGUGUAGGGAAAACAACAACAAUACAAUGCCUGGCGCGUAUUUUACUGGGUGACAGUUUUAAAGAGGCUGUUCUUGAGCUUAAUGCUUCCAAUGAGCGUGGUAUAGAUGUCGUACGAAACAAAAUUAAAAUGUUUGCUCAACAAAAAGUUACUCUCCCCAAGGGUCGUCAUAAAAUUGUUAUAUUGGAUGAAGCUGAUAGCAUGACCGAAGGUGCACAACAGGCUCUUAGGCGCACAAUGGAAAUCUACAGCAAUACCACACGUUUUGCGUUAGCAUGCAAUACGAGCGAAAAGAUUAUUGAACCGAUUCAAUCUCGUUGCGCCAUGCUUCGCUUUACAAAAUUAUCUGAUGCUCAGGUAUUGGCAAAAAUAAUUGAAGUUUGCCGACGUGAAGAAUUGGAAUAUGACGAAGACGGACUGGAGGCUAUAGUUUUCACCGCGCAAGGUGAUAUGAGGCAAGCUUUAAAUAAUUUAGAAUCAACAUCGAAAGGCUUCGGCAAAAUUAACAGUGUUAAUGUCUUCAAAGUGUGCGACGAACCGCAUCCCAUGCUUAUACAGGAUAUGCUUCAAUAUUGCGCGCAGAAUGACAUUCACAAAGCUUACAAAAUAUUGGUAAAGCUUUGGUAUUUCGGUUACGCGGCAGAAGAUAUAAUUGGGAAUAUAUUUCGUGUGUGUAAACGUCUUACAAUUGAUGAAAAUAUGAAAUUAAAUUUUAUCCGAGAAAUCGGUGUGACCCAUAUGAAGAUUAUAGACGGCCUAAAUUCUUUACUUCAGCUAACUAGUCUUCUAGCUAGACUUUGUCAGCAUGCAGACGCAUGAAUUAAUUACAUCGAAAUUUUGUUUCGAUAUUUAGAUAGAUGUGUUAUAUUAAAAUAAAAUUUUUUUCUUUAUGUAAUUUGCUCUCAUUUGCCCUCUGGCAUUCCGUUUGAUAUACAAUUUCAUUAUAAUAGUCAUUAGAUCUUCAUCAUACAUGAUUAGAAGUUCAUGUCAAAAAUUGGAAAAUUAACAAAUUAAUAAGAAGAUUUUUGGUAAUAGAAUUAAUUGAUAUUAAUAAACUUUUUUAAUAUGCUUUGCCUAUAGUCGUAUAAAACUCGUCGUAUUUAACUCCGGGAAAAUAUAUAUAUAUAACUUUUUAAUCUAUUAAUAUUAAAAUUUGA